AUUGAUAUACGUAUACAGAGAAGUGGAAAUGGCAUAUAAGGUGGAUCAUGAAUAUGAUUAUUUAUUCAAGAUUGUUUUGAUUGGAGAUUCAGGUGUUGGAAAAUCUAACAUACUUUCUAGAUUUACUCGAAAUGAAUUUUGUUUGGAAUCUAAAUCCACCAUUGGUGUUGAAUUUGCAACAAGGACCCUUCAGGUAGAAGGCAAGACAGUGAAGGCACAAAUAUGGGACACUGCAGGUCAAGAAAGGUAUAGAGCAAUUACAAGUGCUUAUUAUAGAGGAGCUGUUGGUGCACUUUUAGUGUACGACAUAACUAAAAGGCAAACAUUCGAGAACGUGACCCGCUGGCUCCGUGAGCUGCGGGACCACGCGGACUCGAAUAUUGUCAUAAUGUUGGCUGGUAACAAGUCAGAUUUGAACCACCUCAGAUCAAUCUCCGAGCAGGAUGCUCGGGGAUUGGUUGAGAAAGAAGGGCUCUCGUUCCUCGAGACAUCUGCUCUCGAGGCGUACAACGUUGAGAAAGCGUUCCAGACUAUUUUAUUGGACAUUUAUCAAAUUGUAAGCAGGAAAGCUCUGGCUGCUCAAGAAGCAGCUGCUAUUCCUGGACAAGGCACUGCUAUUAAUGUUGGAGAGUAUUCUGGUAACAAUAACAAGAGACCAUGUUGUUCUAAUUAAAUUUAAAAAAAAAAAGAUUUUUGGGUGUCUGAAAAAUGGUAUAUAGAUAUAUUAUAGGUUACUUAUAAAAUGUUGUAAUCUAUAUUAGUACAAGUGAUGAUGAGGUUGAAAAUGGUGUACUAAUACUUUUCUUGGCUUUUUUUUUUUUUAUUACUCUGAUGAAAGAAAUAUGAUUUUG
Solanum dulcamara is the source of this 851-nucleotide messenger RNA. RefSeq names its product ras-related protein RABA2b-like. Gene Ontology annotation, molecular function: GTP binding; GTPase activity. Gene Ontology annotation, cellular component: endosome. Bases 29 to 673 code for a protein of 214 amino acids. The record is from RefSeq and is a predicted model, not a curated record. The transcript is spliced from 2 exons. NCBI's taxonomy places the organism in Eukaryota, Viridiplantae, Streptophyta, Magnoliopsida, Solanales, Solanaceae.